Molecule: messenger RNA, 990 nt
Organism: Ictidomys tridecemlineatus (thirteen-lined ground squirrel)
Lineage: Eukaryota; Metazoa; Chordata; Mammalia; Rodentia; Sciuridae
Source: RefSeq, a predicted model, not a curated record
AUGGCGAUACUCAUGGUAAAAUUUUUCUCUCAGAUUCUCACCAAAUGCUCCUUCUUCAUGAGGAUGAAUGGGAACAGUGAAGCUCCCAGCUUUCCUCACCUGAGCACCAUGUUUUUCUGUGAAAUCAGUGUUGGGAUCAUAGCCAACACUGCUCUGCUUCUCUCCCACAUCCCCACAUUUUCUGUCAAGCACAGGCCCAAGCCCACUGACCUGACCAUUGGUCACUUUGCUCUUGUCCACCUAGUGAUGCUGCUGACCAUGGGGUUCAUAACUGCAGACACUUUGGGUUCUCGAGGUUUAAGGGAUGACAUAAUAUGUAAGUCAGUGAUUUACUUGUACAGGCUGAUGAGGGGCCUGUCCUUUUGUACCACCUGCCUGCUGAGUGUCCUCCAGGCUGUCACCCUCUGCCUCAGAAGCUGCAGCUUGACAAAGUUGAAGUGUAACUCCUCACCUCAGAGCCUCUGCUGCUUUUCCUUCUUGUGUAUGUAUUUCUCCCUUGUGACCUUCCAGGAUGUCUUCCUUAUAGGACUCAUGGCCCUCUACAGUGGGUACAUCAUGACCCUCUUGUGCAGGCAUAAGAGGCCGUGCCAGCACCUUCACAAUACCAGCCUGUCUCCAAAAGCAUCCCCAGAACAGAGGGCCAUCAGGAUCAUCCUGCUGCUCAUGGGUCUCUUUGUGGUCAUGUACUCUGGAGACUUUGCUGUCUCCCCCUCUUCUGCAAUGUCAUGGAACAAUGAUCAAGUUGGUUGUUGUGUCCAGAUGCUGGUGGGCAAUGGCUAUGGCACACUGAGUCUUUUGGUGUUAAUUAGCACCAAGAAACAAAUGAUGAGGUUCUUAACAUCCCUGUGGGGAGCACUAGGCAAUGCUGAGCUGACGUGCAUCUGGAGCGACAAUCUGUGCCUCUCAGAAAGCACACCAAGCCUGGAGUGGCUGAAUUUAGGCUCCUGUUCACCUGCAUCUUGCAGAAAAACCGCUGUGAAUCAGCACUAA